This is a messenger RNA of Cucurbita maxima (winter squash), 4086 nucleotides long. RefSeq names its product kinesin-like protein KIN-14J. Gene Ontology annotation, molecular function: microtubule motor activity; microtubule binding; ATP binding. The transcript is spliced from 24 exons. The coding region runs from base 440 to 3796 and encodes 1118 amino acids. Gene Ontology annotation, biological process: microtubule-based movement. Lineage: Eukaryota; Viridiplantae; Streptophyta; Magnoliopsida; Cucurbitales; Cucurbitaceae. The record is from RefSeq and is a predicted model, not a curated record.
GCAGCCUGCUUUCAACUUCCAUGUUUAGCUCCAACUUUUUUUGGAUUAACAAAAUCCAUUUCCUUCGAAUCAAACACAUUCUCUCGUUGUCUCGGAAUUUUCGGACCGGAUUUGUGGCUCUUACCCAACUUAAUUUCUUAAUUUUGUUCUCCAUUUUUCAUUUGGCGAAUCGACCUGGAGCUCUGCAUUUUCUGUUCCUAAUCUUUCUUCUUCCCAUUCUUUCGUUUCAUUCGGCCCCCUUUGACGCAGAUGCUGUUGGGUUUCUAAGAAAUCUUUCUGAACAGCCUCAUCUUGUUCAUGUUGUCAAAGGUUGGGCUUAGCUGAAAUUUGGGUGUAAUGUUUCCUCAGCUUCUCAACAGCAUUUCACAGAGUGGAUUGUUGAUGAUUUUGUUGUGAGCUACAUUGGAGCUGUACUCAGCUGGUUCAGAAGCUCUGGUGAAUGGCUGAAUCCAAACUAAAAUUGGAGGUGGUGGAGUGGUUAAAUUUUAUGCUCCCCCAUAUAAAUUUGCCCCUGGAUGCUUCAGAUGAGGAAUUGAGAACAUGCUUGAUUGAUGGAACUAUUCUAUGCAGCAUGUUAGAUAAAUUAUGCCCUGGGGCAGUUCAGGGAGGCAAUUGUAAGCCCAUCAAUUCUAACAUUGAGAGUUUUUUGAUAACUCUGGAUGAACUAGGACUUCCUGGCUUUGAACCAUCUGUCUUAGAGCAGGGACCUAUUGCACCAGUUUUGCACUGCCUGAGCACGCUUCGAGCUUCUUUUGAUUUGACUGCUGGGGAUGAUGACACUCAACAUUAUUCACGAAAGAAAUGGAACUUAUAUGAAGUAGAAUCAUUAGAUGGAAUCAAUAAUUUCUCUGGGCAAAGACUUCAGGAUUUUCAGAAUGGUUCAAUUAUAUCAGCACUAUCGUGUGGUUUAAGAAGUCAUAUUCAACUUGAGGAUCAUGAAGUGCAAGAACAAAAUCAUGAUGUUUCUGGUUCUGACAUCUUGGAGUUGAUAAAAUUAAAAAAUUUUGAGAAUGUCUCUACUCCAUCACUUUUCAAUUUGGUCAAUGGAAUUCUGGAUGGCAGCGUUGAAACAAAAAAUGGAGACGUGUCAAAUCAAAUAGCAUAUCUUCUGCGAAAAGUUGUACAGGUGCUUGAGCGGAGAAUUUUAACUCAUGCUGGAAACCUGAGACAUCAAAGCGGUCUUUUGAGAGCUCGGGAGGAGAAAUUUCUGUCAAGAAUAAAAGUCCUUGAAACCCUUGCAACAGGAACCACUGAAGAAAAUGAGGUUGUUUUGAAUCAGCUUCAACGUAUGAAGGUUGAAAAGUUCAAAGUAGAGGAAAUGAAAACUUGCGAGGAGCAGGAUAAGAUGGCUCUGAAGGAGCAAAAGGAACGCUGUGAUGUUGAGCUUUCAAAUCUCAGAAAGGAGCUAGAAAUGACUAAAAGGGAACAUGAAAAUAAUUGCUUGCAAUUGGAAAAAAGUGCCAAGGAGGAAAAAGUUAAGUUUGAAGAGAAACUAAAUGAACUCGAAUACUUAUUAGCGGAUUCCAGGAAGAAGGUGAAGGAACUCGAGACAUUUUCUGAAUCUAAAUCACUGAGAUGGAAGAAGAAAGAGUUUGUCUAUCAAAAUGUUGUUAAUGAUCUGCUUGGAGCUUUUAAGGAAUUAAGGGGUUCGCUGGAGUCCAUCAAACAUGAGGUCUUGAAUACAGAAAGAAACUAUGCAGAGGAUUUUAAUUACCUUGGAAUAAAGUUCAAAGGAUUGGCAGAUGUGGCUCUGAAUUACAAUGCAGUUCUGAACGAAAAUAGAAUAUUGUAUAAUGAGGUUCAGGAUUUAAAAGGUAACAUUCGAGUGUAUAGUCGAAUACGGCCAUUCCUUCCAGGGCAAAAAAAGCUAACUACAGUUGAAUAUAUUGGUGAAAAUGGUGACUUGGUAAUUGUAAAUCCUGCUAAACAAGGAAAAGACAAUCGUAGGCUAUUCAAGUUCAAUAAGGUUUUUGGUCCGACAUGUUCACAAGAGGAGGUGUUUAUAGACACUAGGCCGUUAAUUCGGUCUGUCCUUGAUGGAUAUAAUGUUUGCAUAUUUGCUUAUGGACAAACUGGUUCGGGAAAGACCUAUACUAUGAGUGGACCUGAUAUAUCAUUGAGAGAAGAAUGGGGUGUUAAUUAUCGAGCAUUAAAUGACCUCUUCGAAAUUUCUCAAAGUAGGAAGGGAUCUAUUGCCUAUGAAAUUGGUGUCCAAAUGGUUGAGAUAUACAAUGAACAAGUCCGUGAUCUGCUCUCAACUAGCGGUCUUCCAAAGAGACUUGGGAUUUGGAACUCUACUCAACCAAAUGGGCUUGCAGUACCCGAUGCUGCCAUGCAUUCUGUUAGAUCUACUGGCGAUGUUCUUGAUUUGAUGAAGAUUGGGUUGUCAAACAGGGCUGUUGGAGCCACAGCCCUGAAUGAAAGAAGCAGCAGAUCUCAUAGUGUGCUGACGAUUCAUGUUCGUGGUGUGGACUUGGAGACAGAUGCUAUCUUGCGUGGUUGUCUUCAUUUAAUAGAUCUUGCUGGUAGUGAAAGGGUGGACCGCUCCGAGGCGACUGGAGAUAGGCUGAAGGAGGCACAACAUAUUAAUAAAUCAUUGUCAGCUCUUGGGGAUGUAAUUUUUGCUCUUGCACAGAAGACUGCGCAUAUUCCUUACAGAAAUAGCAAACUAACCCAAGUUCUCCAAAGUUCUUUAGGUGGUCAAGCAAAAACGCUCAUGUUCGUACAGAUUAAUCCUGAUGUGGAGUCAUAUUCUGAAACUAUAAGCACCUUGAAGUUUGCAGAAAGAGUUUCUGGUGUCGAGUUGGGUGCUGCCCGCAGCAAUAAAGAGGGUAGAUAUGUUAGAGAACUCAUGGAUCAGGUGGCAGUUCUCAAGGAUACCAUUGCAAAUAAAGAUGAGGAGAUUGAGCGGUUGCAGUUACUUAAAACUAGUGGCAAUUCUGUGAAGCAUGGCGUUGGUUCCCAAAGAUUUGAAUCAUGUUCACCUGGAAGGGCUUUUAGUGCAACUCCUCGGCAGAGGCAAAGGCCAUCAAGGAGGAAAGACUUUCUGGUUAAUAAAGCAGCAUCUGAUAUGGACAAUUUCUCGGAUUAUGAUAGGCGUUCUGAAGCUGGAUCAUAUCAGUCUAUGGAUGACUUUAGACAUCAUAAGCAUUUUGGAUCGGAAUCACAUCUGUCUGUAGAGGACUUUAGACGUUCUAAGCGUUCUGUAUCAGGAUCACAUCUGCCUCUAGAAGAUUUUAGACAUCAGAAGGAAUCUUUUUCACAGUCGAGGGCUUUAGGUCUGAAGGUUACGGAUGAUGUUGAGCUUUUAGGCUUUGGGAAUGCUGAUUCUGAUGAGAGAUUAAGUGACAUAUCAGAUGGUGGCCUCUCAAUGGGGACUGAAACUGAUGGAUCGAUCUGUAGCGUUGUGGAAUACACUCUAUUCCCUGAUGUUUCAAAACCAUCAGAUAGUUUGAUUGCUGUUACCAAACACCCAGAUAGCUCGUUGGAUGUCAAAAGGCUAGCCGAGAGUGCAACAACUGGGGUGAAGUCAUUGGUACCUAUUCCAGAAAAAACCAAUGCGCCAUUGAGGACAGGCCCCAGGCCCCCGCAAAAGCCCGUGCAGACAAAACCUUCAAGAGUUUCACUGACGAAAAGCUCCUCAAAGGCUCCAUCAGCAUCAAAUGCCAAACUUUUCAUUGGUAAAAUGAAAAGUACAAAAGGGGAUCAAAGGAGAAUACAAAAAAGCUCUCCGAUUGCUGUUAAUAACAAACGAAUUAUAACUACAAAAGAGAGUGGAAAGAGUGCUCCAUCUUGAGGCACAAAAAAAGCUAUUGUUGGUAGCUCCUCGUCGAUGAAAAGCGGCAAAAGGUGGAAGUGAAUCAGUGUAAAAGUGAUGUGGGUAGGAAAAAUUCUUAGAGGCUAAUCAAUAUUUUGUGUAGUUGUUGGUGACAGUUUAACUUCUCACUUCUAGUUCUGGCUCAACCAUAGGUGAUUAGCUUUUUGCCUUUCUAAUUGGAACCUCAUAUUUCCCCCUCUUUUUGUUGUAUAUUUGUAUGCCAAAAGGUUAGCCAUUGAUUUAAUACACAAAUUGAACCAUUCUCCCUC